UUCUGUUUUAUAGGCUUCAUAAAAAUGAAAGAAGAAAGGCAAGAUCUGAAUGAGGUGGAGGGGAAAUAUCAGGAUCAGAAAGAUCAUGAUGUCAAUGGAGAAAAAUCAGUGAGUUGCAGCUUUAAAAAAAGAGAAGUCAAAAGGCCUUUCAGCUGCUCUCAGUGUGGAAACACUUUCACAUGUAACAAAACUCUGAAGAAUCACAUGUUAAUUCAUACUGGAAUAAAGCCUUUCAGCUGCUCUCAGUGUGGAAAGAGUUUCACAUAUAACCGUAAUCGUAUUAGGCACAUGUUAAUUCAUACGGGAAGUAAGCCUUUCAGCUGCUCUCAGUGUGGAAAGAGUUUUAUACGGAAAGCACAUCUUAAGAGUCAUUUGUUAACUCACACUUCAGAAAAGCCUUUCAGCUGCUCUCAGUGUGGAACCACUUUCACAUGUAACAAAACUCUUAAGAAUCACAUGUUAAAUCAUACUGGAAUAAAGCCUUUCAGCUGCUCUCAGUGUGGAAAGAGUUUCACAUGUAACCGUAAUCGUAUUAGGCACAUGUUAAUUCAUACGGGAAUAAAGCCUUUCAGCUGCUCUCAGUGUGGAAAGAGUUUUAUACGGGAAGCUCACCUUAAGAGUCAUUUGUUAACUCACACUUCAGAAAAGCCUUUCAGUUGCUCUCAGUGUGGAAACACUUUUACACGCAAAAAAAGCCUUGAGAAUCACAUGUUAAUUCAUACUGGAAAAAAGUCUUUCUUCUGCUCUCAGUGUGGAAAGGGUUUUAUAUAUAAAGUAAGCCUUAGGAACCACAUGAUAAUUCAUACUGGAAUAAAGCCUUUCAGCUGUUCCGAGUGUGGAAAGAGUUUCACAUGUAACCGUAAUCUUAGUAGGCACAUGUUAAUUCACACUGGAAUAAAGCCUUUCAGCUGUUCUGAGUGUGGAAAGAGUUUUACAGUGAAAUCAAGCUUAAAUAAUCACGUUAAUUCAUACUAGGAUAAAGCCUUUCACCUGCCCUCAUAUUGAAAUACUUUUACACAGAAAGGACAAUUUAAUACUCAUUUUGUAACUCACAGUUUAUAAAAUCCUUUCUGCUGCUCUCAGUGUGGAAAGUUUUUUAUGUGAAACAUACUGUAAAGGCACAAUAUGUAAUUUUCACCGCUGGAGGGCGUGUAUUAAAAAUAAGCCGUCUAAAUGAAACAAGGCCAAAGAACAAGCGUGACACACAUAGAGCUUGAAAGCUUUUAUUAUGCGACAGUUGAUCACUUCUGCUGCUUCCAGUCGUGCGUACGACAGGUAAAGCAGUACUGUUUUAUCAUACUAGAUACGUUUGAAAGUCCCUUUAUAAUGCUACACGGUGUGGUCAUCACCGGUCUAUUAAAAUGCAUAACAUAUUAAAUCGUCUUUGGUUUUUCCAUGUUUUCUACAAAACAAAACCUGAAAUUGAGGGGUUAGGAAGUAAUUGGCAGCUGACACAAUGACACUAUGGUCACUGUCCGUGUAACUAGUUUUGAACAUUCUUCGAAACAUUUGGGGUAAUGUAAGUACACAAGUCAGCAAAAUUUAUAACACUUCUAGUGGUUUUGGGAUAUUGUAAUAAAAUAAUCUUACAUAUUGUGCAUUUAGUGUUUCUAAAACUAAGGAGAUGACUAUUGAUUUUAACUAAUUUUUUUAAGUAUUUGGGCAAUGUGUUGGAUAAAACAUUUUUAUUUUCUCCCAAUACUGAGGUUUUGUGUAAGAGGCAGCAAAGAUUGUACUGCUUGCGGAAACUAAGGUUAUUUAAUGUCAACAAAACAUUGAUGUGCAUGUUCUACAGAUCCUGUAUUGAGUUACUGUUAUCUUUUUCACUGUUGUGCUGGUUUAAUUCUCUAAAAGUGAAAAACAUGAAUUGUCUUGAUGAUUGUAAACCAGGGAAAGUAAAAUAACUUUCAUUUAUCCCCUCAGUUGUAAAGUUUGCUGUUUAUGUGAAAUGUUUGAUUGCUGCAACCAAAUUACCUCUGGGGAAUCAAUAAAAUGAUCUGA
Molecule: messenger RNA, 2001 nt
Organism: Carassius auratus (goldfish)
Lineage: Eukaryota; Metazoa; Chordata; Actinopteri; Cypriniformes; Cyprinidae
Product: gastrula zinc finger protein XlCGF8.2DB-like
Exons: 1
Coding region: 25-975 (316 amino acids)
Biological process (GO): regulation of transcription by RNA polymerase II
Cellular component (GO): nucleus
Molecular function (GO): DNA-binding transcription factor activity, RNA polymerase II-specific
Source: RefSeq, a predicted model, not a curated record